AUGGCUACUUCAAAGAAGGAUCCCAUUUGGAACGUGGAGCUCAAGACCAAUGCUACUGUGACCUUCACUUCAAAUCCAGUCAACCCACCAGACAACACCUGGAAGCUCCAGAACAAAGAAUGUAACAACCUCGGCUCAAGGGAGGGGAGCACCCCUGAAUUGGGAAGCAAUGGCUCUGACCCAAGCUCUUACCAGAAGGUCAAGGGGAUAACAUGGAUCCAAACUUUUAUUCACCUGCUGAAAGGGAAUAUUGGCACAGGUCUCUUGGGACUACCCCUGGCAGUGAAGAAUGCAGGGCUCUUGAUGGGUCCUCUCAGUCUGUUGGUCAUGGGCAUUGUGGCUGUGCACUGUAUGGGCAUCCUGGUGAAGUGUGCUCACCACUUGGGCCACAGGUUUCAGAAGCCCUUUUUGGACUACGGUGACGCAGUGAUGUAUGGGCUAAAGACCAGCCCCAACUCUUGGCUCCAGAGUCAUGCGCUGUGGGGAAGGCAUCUCAUAGGUUUUUUCCUGAUUCUCACUCAGUUGGGAUUCUGCUGUGUAUAUUUUGUUUUUCUGGCUGAUAAUGUAAAACAGGUGAUAGAAGCAGCCAAUACAACUACCACCAACUGCUAUAGCAAUGAAACUGUGACCUUGACACCUUCCAUGGACUCACGACUCUACAUGCUCAGCUUUCUGCCCUUCAUAGUUCUGCUGGUAUUUAUCCGUAACCUCAGAGUCCUGUCCAUCUUCUCCAUGUUGGCCAACAUAAGCAUGUUUGUCAGCCUGGUUGCGAUCUACCAAUACAUUGUUCAGGAUAUUCCAGAUCCCCAAAACCUACCUCUUGUAGCCGAUUGGAAGACUUACCCUUUAUUCUUUGGAACUUCCGUUUUUGCAUUUGAGAGCAUUGGUGUGGUUCUUCCGUUAGAAAAUAAAAUGAAGAAUAAUGACCAUUUCCCAGCUCUCUUAUAUGGGGGAAUGACCCUCAUUACCCUUCUCUACGUCAGCUUGGCGUGCCUGGGCUACUUGAAGUUUGGAUCAGCCGUACAAGCCAGUAUAACCCUCAACCUACCCAACUGCUGGUUAUUUCAGUCUGUGAAGCUGCUCUACUCUCUCGGAAUCUUCUUCACCUAUGCCCUGCAAUUCUACGUCCCGGCUGAGAUCAUCAUCCCUUUUGCUGUCUCCCGUGUGCCAAAAAAGUGGAAUUUGGUGGUAGACUUAUCCAUCCGCACUGGCCUGGCCUGUGUGACAUGUGCCUUGGCCAUUCUGGUCCCCAGGUUAGACCUGGUAAUAUCCCUGGUGGGCUCCAUGAGCAGCAGUACCCUGGCUCUGAUCAUCCCACCUCUCCUAGAGAUCGUCACCUAUUACUCAGAGGGCAUUAGUACUCUCACCAUCAUUAAGGACCUCCUGAUCAGUUUCCUGGGCUUCUCUGGGUUUGUGGUAGGCACCUAUCAAGCACUUUAUGAUCUCACCCAGCCACCUGUUUCUCCCAUUGUCGCCAACUCGACCAGCGCCUUCGUACAGUGAUCUACCUCCAAGUGGAACACCUUCCCUGCCUCUCAUCCCUCCACUCCCUGUGGAAGGUGAACUCCCUGUUUCCAGGACUAGGCCAACUGUGCUAUAGUACAAAGCAUGCUGGGUCUGGAAAUGGAAGACCUGGAUUCUGGGAUAUGGCU
Molecule: messenger RNA, 1652 nt
Organism: Trichosurus vulpecula (common brushtail)
Lineage: Eukaryota; Metazoa; Chordata; Mammalia; Diprotodontia; Phalangeridae
Product: proton-coupled amino acid transporter 1-like
Exons: 10
Coding region: 1-1503 (500 amino acids)
Biological process (GO): proline transmembrane transport; L-alanine transport; glycine transport
Cellular component (GO): vacuolar membrane
Molecular function (GO): glycine transmembrane transporter activity; L-alanine transmembrane transporter activity; amino acid:proton symporter activity
Source: RefSeq, a predicted model, not a curated record